GGCUCACUCCUUCACCCUUACCAUCCACGACCUCCACAACGCAGACGACGCUCAACGCCCAUGGCGCAAUGGGGUCAGCCUGGCUAUCAGUACCCCAUGCAGACGGGGUACAAUCCGCAACAGUUCCAGCAAGGGUUCCAGCCUAGCGGUGGGAUCGCGCCGCAGCCUACGGGCUUUCCAGGUCAACGACCCCCGGGCUUCCAACAGCCGCAGCAAACGGGCUUCCCAGGCGCGCCUGGGUUCCAGCAGCCUCAGCAAACGGGCUUUCCUGGCCAGCAGGGGGCGUUACUUCCUCAGCAAACUGGCUUCCCGGGUGCCAGCGGCUUCCAGCAGCGCGCCCCGCCUCCACCCCCACCGGUACCUCCGAUCCCCUCACAGUACCAGCAGAAUGCUGGCCCACAGAACAGCGGAUUCCUUGGGCUACAGUCUCAGCCGACCGGUCGUUUCUCGACGGCGUCGCCCUUGCAGGCUCAGCCAACUGGGUACUCCGGUGCUGGCGGUGGGCUGCGUCCGCUGGUACCGCAGAUGACGGGCUUCGUGGACCCACGGCUGCAGAUGAUGUCGACGACGUUCAUGCCUGUCAACCCAACGACGCCUUACACUCCCGCGGGUGCGCCGCAGCUGCCAUCAGCACAGCUAGGGGGCAUGUCGCUCCAGCAGAACUUCCAACAGCACAAUCAGACACAGCGUGGCAAUGCGACGCCGAGGGUGCCCUGGACUCUCAGCAAGGCGGAGAAGAAGCAAUACGAUCAGAUUUUCCGGUCUUGGGACGUUCAGGGGACUGGCUUCAUUAACGGACAGACCGCGCUGGAGGUGUUCGGGCAGAGUGGACUGGACAGGAAUGAUUUGGCCAAGAUCUGGGCUCUGGCAGACCACGACAACCGCGGCAAAUUGAAUCUGGCAGAGUUCCAUGUUGCCAUGGGGCUUAUUUAUCGACGGUUGAACGGCAAUGACAUCCCUGACGAGCUACCUCAGGAGAUGGUGCCGCCAUCUCACAGAGAUCUCGAUGCGUCAGUCACUCUGCUUAAGGAUAUCCUUAAGAAUGACACCCGCGCUCGUUCCCCGUCCAACAUUGAUUCACCGGUGUCGAGACUAAAGGAGCGUUCAUUCAACAGCACAGGCGCCGCUGGUGCAGGCGGUAGGCAAGACGCAACUGUGUACAAAUACACCGACGAGAGCCCGCCUGGCGGUUUCUAUCAGCCUCGCUCGCGUCACGUCGACCGCAGCGCUGUGCGAACGACGUCGGACUUGGAUAGCCCUGCGUCGGAUUUGGACGAGAUGAAGCGGCAGCUGGAGAACACGGCGAAGAUGCUCGAUCGCGCGACAGAGGAGAAUGCGUCGAGGACAGCAGAGGAUGAGGCUCUCGACAGGGAGAUGGAGGACCUCCGCUAUCGUGUUAACAGGGUCAAAGACGACUUGGACUACGUGUCGCGUGGGCCGAGGAGUCAAGCGAAGGACGAGGAGAGGCGUCGGCUUGAGCGAGAGCUAUUGAAGCUUAUGCACGAACGCAUUCCUGAGGUGGAAAGGAAGAUCAAGGAUCGCGAGGAGCGACGUGCGAGGGAGAAGAGAGAGUGGGCAAAAGACAGGGAUCGGCGCAACGAGCGGUUCGGCCGCUACGACGAGAGAGACGACCGGUACUCGUCACGCUACGACGAUGACGAUAGGAAUCGUCCCUACUCGCGGAAUCGGGACAGGGACUACGAGCGAGACCGUGACUACGACAGCAGGCCUUACUCGCGCAACAGAGAUCGGGACUACGAACGCGACCGUGACUACGAUCGUGACCGGUUGCGCGACUAUGACCGCCCUAGGAGCCCGCCUGCUGCCCGGUCGCCUCCUCCAGCGCCGCCGUCCGCGCCGCCACCGAGUGCCAUUGCUAAGCCGCCCCCGCCUGCGCCGGCCCCGACGAAGUCUCCCGCACCGAACCUCAAGAACAUGUCCGGCGAGGAGCGCAAGGCAUUCAUCCGUGCGGAGGCGCAACGUCGGAUGCAGGAGCGCAUGGCCGCUCUUGGUGUCGCUCCGUCUGGCUCUACCUCACCCAAGAUCGACACCAGCGUCGAGGACCGGCUCGCUAUGGAGAAGAAAGAAGCCGAAGAGAAGGCGCAUGCUGCAGAAAAGGAGGCAGAAGAGCGCCAACGGCUUCGCAGAGAGCGUCUCGAGAACGAGAAGGCCCUGAAGGGUACUCCAUCGCCCGCCCCACCGGCGCCGAGCGCGUCGACCACGGCACCUCCUGCACCUCCUGCAUUUCUUGCGCCUGCUGCUGCCCAGACCCCGACGCCUAAACCCACGCCGCCUCCAGUGAAGAGUAGAGCACCGGCACCACCACCUCCGCGGAAGGGAUCUGCUCCCAAGCCUCCUGCUUCUCGCACAGCGCCAGCAGCACCCACGCCUCCAGUAGCAUCUCAUGCUCCGCCGGCACCCGCUCCCCAGGAGGAUCCAGAAGAUGCCCAACUGAAGGCCCGAGAGGACGCUCUCAGGAGGCAGCGUGAACGUCUGGAACGCCUGCGUCAGCUAGAGAGGGAAGAGGAAGAGGCUAGGCGUGCUGAGGAAGAAUACCAAGCGCGUCGUCGUGCCUUUGAGGCGAAGGCUGCCGCACCCUCGCCUGCAGUCUCUUCCCCACCUGCGCCGCCGCCGCCCGCUCCUCCUGCGCCUCCCGCUGAGCCUCCUGCUGCGGUCACGUCCCCACCACCACCACCUCCGCCGCCUGCACCGCCAGCCCCUGGUACGCCAGCAAACAGGUCGACUACCAAUCCCUUCAGCCGCAUCAUGAAGGACGGCCCCAGCCCUGGUAGCGCGGCAACGCCGACCCCGCCGGCUGCUAACGGCAGCACGAAUCCUUUCUUCAAGAGCCAGGCUGCGUCGCCACUUGCAGAACCCCCGGUAACAGCUCCGCCUCCUCGUGCGCCGUCCGUGCCACCGUCCUCCAAGAGCCCUGCACCUCCUGCAGUCAAGACAUCAUAUCAUACUGCACCUGCAGACGACGACGAAGACUGGGACGAGAUUCAAGAGAAAGACGACGAAGAUAGCAGCGAUGAUGAGAUUGAUUCCUCCCGGGAUACUCGCAACAAGCUUGCACAGCAGUUGUUCGGUAACAUCUUGCCACCGUCUCGUCCUCAAUCCGCCGGCGCUUCUGUAUCGUCGCCCAAAACGGCGGCACCUCCGCAGACGUUGUCUCCUGCCCCUCCUGCCGCGCCUCCGCCGCCGCCUUCAGCCCCACCUGGACCGGUAGGAGAUGGCGCCCCCGCGGCUCCCCCACCGCCACCUAUGGCACCCGCUGCUCCCCCGCCGCCCGCUGUCGCAGCACCCGCACCGUCUGGUGACCGGGGCGCUCUGCUCAAUGCAAUUCAAGCUGGUGCCAGGCUGAAGAAGGCCCAGACCGUCGAUCGCAGUGCAUCAGCACUGGCCGGCAAGGUACUGGGCGAUGCAGAACCCCCGGCGCAUAUUAGUGCUGCUCCAAGGGCGCCCUCGCCUCCUUCACCUCCGGAGUCACCGGAGGCAGCAUCUCCGCCGAGCAGAUACGACCCGUCUGGACUACCUGAGCCACCAACUGUGAGCGCGCGGUCGAGCAAUAGGGAGUCGGUAGACUGGUAUGCUGGACUAGCUGCUGAUGCUGGGUCAGCGCCACCGGACAUGUCGCGCUUGCCUUCCAUGGCUGAGGAGGAAGAGCCUGCAACGCCCGUUCCGGCUAUUCAGGUCGACGCCGCUGAGAACGAUGCUAUGGCGGAUGUUGACAAAUCAACCGAAUAUCGUGUCCGCUCUUUAUACCCAUACGAAGGGCAAAGACCCGAGGAUCUCUCAUUUGCAGAAAAUCUAAUCAUCAAAGCUAGUCCCUCGAAAUCAGGAGGCGACUGGUGGUACGGCACUCUCCUUCGGGACGGUAAGGCUGGGUUCUUCCCGAAGACGUACGUCGAGAGGAUAGAAGCAGUCAAGGCCCGUGCUCUCUACUCGUACGAGGGCAAUAGUCCUGAAGAGCUACCCUUCUCCGAAGGCGAUGAGCUAACCAUCGUGGACCGAAGCGAAGCCGACUGGUGGAAAGCUGAACGGGAAGGAGUUGUGUUCAUCGUUCCUGCUGGAUACCUAGAGCUUGAGGCGCCCAGUUUCGUACUGGUACCCAUGGCGGACAAGCAAUUACCACAACUUCCUACGGACGAAGAUCCACCACAAGGCCAUACAGGAGACCUCACCCCGGGCUUCCCGUCAAUAGAAACGGUACACGAGGGGGAGGCGGUUGACGAUCAGGAUGACGAUUCAUCUGAUACUGAGUCUGAGUACCUUUCUUUCUCAGAGUCUGACGCAGGUGAUACCGAGGAACAUCUGACUGAAGAGGCACGAGCUGCAGACCACAAUGCACGCGCCCUGGAGCGCCAGCGCGUGUUGGAGGCUGCAGGCUUUAUCAUCAAGGCAGAUGCGAAGCCUCCUCCAAGACCCGUACGGCCCAGGAAGGAGCGCAAGCGACGCCCGCCACCUGCUGUCCCAGAUCGCACCUAUACCGACGCGCACUCCAGAGAAACCUCAGUCGACCUUGAUGUUUCUGGGGAAGCUGACAGUUCUCUCCGUCUGGACGAUGCGUUUGAACGGUAUGAGGCUUUCAGGCAGGCGAAUCCCAACAUGAAUCGGCUGUCGAUGGUCUCAAUGGAGAGUAGCACCAGCGGGGCUGUCACUAGUCCAACGUCACCGAGCUUCAUAGCGCGUAGUGCUUCGACUGAACCCGAAAGUCGAAGCGGCCUCCACUUCUUGAGUAUCUUCGGUCGCAAGACUCCUGGGAAUGAUGGAGAGGCGCGGACGAUGCCUAUCAUUUCAGCACCAAUAUCCAGGGAUAACAGUGCAGCUGGUGCGGAGGUAGACAGUGCAUUUGGCUCGACAUGGGCAAGUCUCGUCGACAAGUCAGUACUAGAAGACAUACCGACGAAGGAGCGACGCCGCCAGGAGGCAAUCUUCGAGCUGAUCCUUACCGAAGCUGCGUAUGUCCGGGACCUGCAACUUAUCGUGGAGCACUUCUACGCCAACCUUAUGUCUGUCCUGGAGGACAAAGCGGUCAAGGUGAUCUUCGCCAACGUCGAAGACAUAUUGCUUAUCAACACGACAUUCCUGAGCGUGUUGGAGGAGAGACAAAAGGAGUGCAGGCUCUACAUCGACCAGAUCGGCGACCUUCUACGGAGGAACAUGUCGGAAAUGGGUGUUUACGUGGAAUACUGCGUCAACCAAGCGUAUGCCGCGAAGGUUUUGCAGUCUGAGCGCGAGAAGCCCGAGUUGGCCCAGCUUCUGCAGCGGCUAAGAGAUGAUCCCACUGCUCGGAAUUUGGACCUAUCCAGCUACUUGCUCGUCCCCAUGCAACGUAUCACCCGUUAUCCAUUGCUUAUACGCCAGGUGCUUCACUACUCGGAGAUGGCAGAGGAUCGCAAGCAUAUCGCACAGGCUCUCGACAUGGCGGAAAGGAUCCUCGCCCACAUUAACGAGACUAUCCGCGAGCAAGAAGGCCAAGAGCGUCUGCGGACGAUCUCCAAAGAUCUCUGGAUUGGACAAGGCCGACUGGACUUGACCGCGCCCACCCGUCACAUGGGUCCCCGAAAGCUGCUGAAGGAGGGCGUGCUCAUGAAGGCGAAGAGUGGGCGCAAACUUCGCGCGUUCCUAUGUAGCGACAUUUUGGUUCUCACGCAAGACCCCGCUAAGCAAUUGUACCGGACAGUAUGUUGUCGACUUUAUCCAUUUCACGAGAUAGCAUUCAAUGCGCCUUAUACAGCCCAUUCCGCUCUCUGAAGUACGAGUGCAAGAGGUACAAGGAAGGAGGGGUAUGAACUUCCCCGCUUCACAGUGGAACUCAGCUCAUGCCCUUUCCGAUAGAUGAUCUUGCAUUCCAGAUAUCAAUAGCCUAUCCGCGCGGCGGGGACGCCAUCGCUCUGCGUGCAUCCUCAGCUCGGGACUGCCAAGUAUGGAUGCAAGCCAUCGAGAAAGCCAGUGCCGUCUGCAGAGAUGCAGAACAGAGGGCUAGAGGCCGUUAAAAAUCUCGAAGGCUCGGGCCUUUGCUUACUAUGCAUGAUACAAUUGGCUUCGUCUGAUAACGGACAACUUUUGAAUGAAGUUUGCUUGCACGGUCAUUCCAUUGCUCUCAUCUUUAGUUCGUGUACUAUGUAUCAAUGCCCUAAUCCUUGACGUACUAGUCCUAGUAGUGGCCGAUUGACUCGGCCCUCUUUUGAUCACCCAUUCGCGAUUGCCAUCAUUUGCCUCACUGUGGUACUGAGUACUUAGACG
Rhodofomes roseus is the source of this 6249-nucleotide messenger RNA. RefSeq lists its product as uncharacterized. Gene Ontology annotation, biological process: intracellular signal transduction; positive regulation of Rho protein signal transduction. The record is from RefSeq and is a predicted model, not a curated record. The transcript has 16 exons. Gene Ontology annotation, molecular function: guanyl-nucleotide exchange factor activity; actin binding; calcium ion binding. The coding region runs from base 61 to 5757 and encodes 1898 amino acids. Lineage: Eukaryota; Fungi; Basidiomycota; Agaricomycetes; Polyporales; Fomitopsidaceae.